AUGAUGGACCAAGUACAUGGGACGAUGAUGAUACACGACACUCGAGAUACGAAAGAGGCGCCGAGAAAUAGGCCCGACUGUCCACGCCGUCGAAUGGCCCGCGCGCACUGCCUUCUCGCUCCUCGGCCAUACGAGGAAAUCUACCACGAGCAGGCCUACCUGGCGACGUACCUACAGCAAAAGACGCAGCGUAUUGAGAGCAUCAUCAAGGAGUACUCGGAGACGCAGUCGCAGCUGCAGCGCGGGGCCGAGGGCAAGACGCGGCGCAGGCUGCGCAAGCUGCUGAACCUGCUGCGGUGCAAGCUCGAUGAGGCGUCGGAACAGGAGCGCGUCAUAUUUUCGCGCAUGGGUGAGCUGUAUAUGGAGUUAAACAGCCGGGAUACCUGGGAACGCACGCGGUCAAUCUCCGCCGCCGACACCGCCCAUUCGGCAACGAUGGACGAUGAUGCGGCCGGGAGCAGCCAAGCCGGCGUCGCAGAUGAAGAGUGCGGCGUCAUGCCGGUGACGCCCUGCCCCAGCUUCGUCUCGUCGGACGGCAGCGUUGCCAGCUCGGCGGCGCUCGCGUCACCCGAGUCUGCCUUUGCACCAGUGUUUGUGCAUGCCGACGAGCCCGACGGCCACCAUCCUUACGCGCCCGAGUACCUCGAGUCCGUGCCCGAGGAGAUGGAGGUUGAGACGACCAAGAAGAUGCCGGCUGAGGCACCGAUGGAGCAGCCCGAAGAGAGUGGACAGUGGCGGCAGGAGAACUGGAGCGGGCCCGAGAUUGGCAUCCUCGAGUACCACUACGUGCACGACGAGACUGAACAGGAAGAGGAGGACAAGGGUAGUGAAGACGACGAUAAGGAGGAGAAGGAGGGGGAGGGGGAGAAGGAGGAGGAGGUGGUAGAGGAGGAGAGGGAGACGCCCAGCAGACCGUCAAUAAAAGACCGCAGCCACAGAUUCAGUCUGCCAGUGAUGCAGUUUACAUGGCCCGAUGCCUGA
Beauveria bassiana ARSEF 2860 is the source of this 981-nucleotide messenger RNA. RefSeq lists its product as uncharacterized. The coding region runs from base 1 to 981 and encodes 326 amino acids. Lineage: Eukaryota; Fungi; Ascomycota; Sordariomycetes; Hypocreales; Cordycipitaceae. The record is from RefSeq and is a predicted model, not a curated record. The transcript has a single exon.